AUGGAGCAAACACAGCUUUUGGACUGGGAUGAAGAGGGGGAUCUCGAUGAUUCCUCCGGUGCAGCUGGUAACUCUGGGGAGACCCCCAAGCCUGUGGGGCGCUUGCACCUUCUGAGCAGCAAGUAUGGCCCUGAGAAAGAUUUCUGGAUCUACCCUGGAGAGAAUGUCAUUGGCCGCCUGGAAAGCUGUCAGAUCUUCUUGCCUGCCUCUUCAGUUUUGAAAGCUCAUGCUGUGAUUGAAAUCCCUUCCCCCAAUGGGCCCCACCUUUUGUAUGAUCGGGGCAGCCUAAACCGGACACAGCGCCAGCGUAUGGUGUUGAUCCCAGAAGUCCGAUACAGCCUUCAGGAUGGAGACACCCUACUCUUUGGUGACAUGGGGUGCCAGUACUUCAGGCUGGUCCCAGAGGGCAUCUCUGAGUCCCCCAAUGAGUCCAUGGAGGUGCCACCUACCCAGUCGUGA
This is a messenger RNA of Rhineura floridana, 459 nucleotides long. Its product is annotated as mediator of DNA damage checkpoint protein 1-like. The transcript has a single exon. Lineage: Eukaryota; Metazoa; Chordata; Lepidosauria; Squamata; Rhineuridae. Gene Ontology annotation, molecular function: protein binding. Bases 1 to 459 code for a protein of 152 amino acids. The record is from RefSeq and is a predicted model, not a curated record.